Molecule: messenger RNA, 1435 nt
Organism: Helicoverpa zea (corn earworm)
Lineage: Eukaryota; Metazoa; Arthropoda; Insecta; Lepidoptera; Noctuidae
Gene: EMC8-9
Product: ER membrane protein complex subunit 8/9 homolog
Exons: 4
Coding region: 109-768 (219 amino acids)
Cellular component (GO): EMC complex
Source: RefSeq, a predicted model, not a curated record
UUUGUCAAAGUCAAUUUACAUCUACGAUUAGAAUUUGUACAGGAGGAGAUCCGAAAAUUUAAGAGAUUCGUUUCCUCUUGCUUUUUUCGAUCUACUUUUAACAAAACAAUGGGAGAAGUAUCACUAGAAACGGCAGCUUAUGCCAAGAUUAUCUUACACGCUGCCAAAUACCCGCACUGCGCUGUGAACGGGGUCCUUCUAGCUGAUGCCACAAAAAUCAGGGAUGGAGCUAAAAACCAGGACCUGGAUAUUGUGGACACAGUUCCCCUGUUCCACCACAGCCAUUACUUAUCACCGAUGGCUGAAAUAGCCCUGACACAGAUUGAAACCGUGGCUCAGACUGACAACCGUGUGAUAGCUGGCUACUAUGCCGCCUGUGAGAACUUCAAAGACAAUACGGUUGAAAAGUGCCCCGGACAAAAGAUAGCGGAGAAGAUUGCUGAGCACUUCCCUUCAGCUGUGUUUGUUGUCGUGGAUAACAAGAGGAUGAUGCAGCAUCUUGACACUCCAGCCAUCAAGCUGCACAAGUAUGCUGAUGGAAGGUGGAAGCUCAAGGAUGCCAACAGGGUUAUGUUCCAAUCACCGUAUGUCUUGGAGACAGUAUCACACUUGCUGCAACGAGGGGUCCAGAAAGAUCUCGUCGAUUUCGACAACUACCUGGAUGAUUUGUCUCAAGACUGGACCAAUCUUGGCAUUGAGAAGCUGAUUGCCAGCAUCAAUGCGUCGAAUACCAUUGACUGCAAGGAGGAUGAUAAACUUUUCCGAUAAUGUUAAGGGAGUAUUUAGUCAAUUAUUUAUGUAAACUAUAACUUUUUGAUGAUAGUGGAAGCGCAGGGCCUAGCACAAGCAUUUCAGGAUAUUUUGGCAGUAGCUGUCCUGUGCAGGUUCAUCAAUAUUUAAUGGGACUUUAGUAUCCUUUUCAAUUUCGAUUGGAUAACUUCUUUUAGGAACAACCUUAUCACACAGCUGAAAUAAGAUUCCAUUCUUGUUAACUUUGCCAACUAUAGUGCUAUAGUAAGCACUAUUUUGUGGGUAUUUUUACCAAUUAGAUUCAGUUUUAAAAACAUGUAACAAUAUUGUGCUAUAGGUUGUCCAUAUUUCAGUAUGGAUUAGAAGCAUUUUAUCGCAUCGCAGUUUGAAGAAGUAUGAUAAAGUAAGUAGUUUACUUGUGUCGUAAUUAGAGUAAUUUAUUACAUAACUUGAAUAUACGAAUUUUAUAUUACAUAUAUGUGUUAAGGAUUGUUAUAGGACCCGUAGAUAUUAUAUCUGGUUAUACUGCAUUUAGUAUUUGUGUAUUAUUUAUAUUUCAAAAUCAUCUUUAAUUUUUGGGUAAUAUUAAGUGAAGUUAUGAUUUGAAGCAAGUGAAUUCGUUUUUUCCAGUUCCAAAAAAUAGUCACUUUUUCAAGGUAGUGUGCAAUAAACAUGGUAGAAAAUA